This is a messenger RNA of Paramecium tetraurelia, 566 nucleotides long. RefSeq lists its product as uncharacterized. Gene Ontology annotation, cellular component: mitochondrial inner membrane; TIM23 mitochondrial import inner membrane translocase complex. The transcript has 4 exons. NCBI's taxonomy places the organism in Eukaryota, Ciliophora, Oligohymenophorea, Peniculida, Parameciidae. Gene Ontology annotation, biological process: protein import into mitochondrial matrix. The record is from RefSeq and is a predicted model, not a curated record. Gene Ontology annotation, molecular function: transmembrane protein transporter activity.
CAAUUUGAGAAAUUCACUUACAAUGUUGGUAUAUAAUCCCUUAUUUGAGGUAUGAAAAUAAGUUAAUUAAUAAUAAAUUUUAAUUUAUGGGAAGCAAGGCCGAGAAUUAAAUUGAAUAAUAUUCAGGAUAAGACUUUGGUGAUAAGAUUAGCUUUACCGUUGGUGUCAGUUACAUGUUAGCCUCAUCAAUUGGAUUAAUGAAGGGGGCAAUAGAGGGAUUCCCAAGAUAAUUCAAUAUGCCCAAAAAAUUGAUUCUAAAUAAUUUCUUUAAUGCUGUUGGAAAACGCACAUCAACAUAUGGUUAAGCUGCUGCUAGUGCCAGCAUGCUUUAUUAUUUUGUGGGUGCAGGAAUGAAUCUCUUGUUUGAAGAUGAAUUAGCUGAUAUCAACUAACUUAAAAAAAAUAUGCUUUGCGGCGCUAUUUCAGGAGCUGUAUACAAAUCUACACUAGGAAUUGUUCCAUUUUUCGUUGGAGGAAUAGUUGGAGGAUCAUUAAUUGGUGGUCUUACACUUUUGGUAGAGAAUUUUAAUAGAAGAGGAAUUGUAGCUUUUGAAAUGAAAUUUUGA